Molecule: messenger RNA, 1083 nt
Organism: Brugia malayi
Lineage: Eukaryota; Metazoa; Nematoda; Chromadorea; Rhabditida; Onchocercidae
Exons: 9
Coding region: 1-1083 (360 amino acids)
Biological process (GO): biosynthetic process
Molecular function (GO): strictosidine synthase activity
Source: RefSeq, a predicted model, not a curated record
AUGAACAGAUAUUUUAUUUUGGCUUUUUUGGUUGCUAUCGUUGCCAUUAUUACAUUCAUCGUAACACCUUCAUCAGUAUUUCAAUGUGAACACUAUAAAUUGCCGAAACCACCAAAGUUAGAAGGCAUUUUAGCAGUAAAUAAUAUAUUAACAAAAGCAGAAUAUCUUCUGAAGGAUAAAAUUUUUGGCCCAGAAUCAAUUAUUGUGGAGAAAGAUAAAAUUGUGACAGGGAUGCAAAAUGGAAUGAUAAUUUCGGCAGAAUCUGGAGUUAUUCGGAAAAGUCUUACAUUUGGGUCGGUCAAUCUCGAUCUCUGCGACGGUCGAUUCGAUAUGGAACCGAAAUGUGGUCGACCGUUAGGUCUUCGUCGAUUAAAUGCUGAAACUAUUUUGGCCAUUGAUACUUAUUUUGGCAUUUUCUCCGUCAAUUUUGAAAAAGGACAACAUAUGGUAAUAUUAGGGAAUCAGACGGAAGUAAAUGGUAAACCAAUGAAAUUUCUGAACGAUAUUGACGUGGUUGAUCGGGACGUACUGAUAUUUACGGAUUCUUCCAGCAAGUGGGAUCGACGCCAUUUCAUGAAUAUUCUCUUGGAGGGUAUUCCUAAUGGAAGAGUUUUGCGCCUAACACGAUCAACUGGAAAAAUUGAAGUCAUUAUGGAUAAAUUAUAUUUUCCGAACGGCCCACGAAUGGGUGAAACGGAAAUCUUCAUUGAUAAUCUACCUGGUUUACCGGAUAAUAUACGCUUAGGUAGUAAUGGAACAUUUUGGAUAGGUUUGGGAGCUGUGCGUCACAGUGAUCAGUUCUCAAUGUUGGAUUUUCUCGCUGAUAAACCAUACAUAAGGAAAUGUAUUCUUCAGUUGGUACCGGAACGACAAUGGGAAUGGCUAAUGUCAAUAUUCGGUACAAAGCAUGCGUUGAUUUUGCAACUUAAUGAAAAAGGCCAAAUAGUAGCAAGCGCUCACGAUCCAAUGGGCCAAAUAAUUAAAGAAGUGUCACAGGUGACAGAAGCCAAUGAAUACCUUUAUUUAGGUAGUUACCGCUCUCCAUUUAUUGCUCGGCUCCGUAAGGAUCACAUCAUUUACUGA